UAUAAUGAAGACCUAGUCAUCAAACAUCCUCCUCUUCUUCUCUUUCUCCACCACCACCGCAGCCGCAGUAGGGCAACGACUCUCUGUGGUAAGUAGUAACAUAAAGAAUCUUCUGAGAUGCAUUGGGUUUUUCAGCAAUCUUUAUCUCCGGAUGGUGCCCCUACAUCGCCUUCAACCACAUCUUCUAGUUACACUGAUUAUACCCAACCUUAUCAAUCCGAUUCCUCCUCCUCUUCUGGAGAGUCUCGGCCCUUUAAAACCUCUUACACAGACCACCCAUCUCCAGCAUUAUCAUCAUCGUGUUCAUCAUCAUCUACGGUUGGUGGCUCCUUUGCCCUUCAAGGAAACAGUAAUAGCCGACUCUUUCAUCUCCUAAUAGCCUGUGCUGAGGCGGGUGAAGAAAAGAAUUUCAAUCUUGCAGAAGCCAUGGUCAAAGAAAUCCGUUCCUUAGCAAACUCUCAAGCCGGGGUGAUAUGUAAGAUCGCCAUGCUAUUUGCCGAGGCUUUAGAUUACAAAAUCUGCGGAAUCGGCCACCAGUUUAACCAACCUUAUUCGAUUCUUCUUGAGAAAGAGUUCUGUGAAUUCCCUUUUGUCAGAUUCGCUCAUUUCACAGCUAAUCAAGCAAUUCUUGAAGCCUUUGCAGGUAAAACACGAGUCCACAUUAUUGACUUCUCCAUAAAUCAGGGUCUGCAGUGGCCUGCUUUGAUGCAAGCUUUUGCCCUUAGAUCUGGUGGACCACCUAUUUUUCGGUUAACGGGGAUCGGACCUCCGGUUAGUGAUGGCUCUGAGUAUCAUAAAAGAAUAGGCUGGAAUUUGGGUCAGUUGGCAGAGACGAUUGGCGUUCAGUUUGAGUAUAGAGGGUUUACAGCUGAGAGUUUAGAUGAUCUUGAUGCUAUUAUGCUUCAAGUCAAUCCCAUUGAGUUUGGGUCAGUUGCUGUUAACUCGAUCUUUGAGUUGCAUAAAUUGUUGGGCAGACCUGGAGCUAUUGACAAGGUUCUGUCAAUGGUGAAACAAAUGAAGCCUGAGAUUUUUACCAUAGCUGAGCAAGAAGCUGACACUAACAAUCCAAUUUUCUUGGACCGCUUCACUAAGUCUUUGCAUUAUUACUUGGCAAUGUAUGAAUCGUUGGAGGUUUCGGCAAUAACCCAAGACAAGCUAGAGUCAGAGAUCUACUUGGGGAUGCAGAUUUUCAAUACCGUGGCCUGUGAAGGGUUUAAUAGAAUUGAGAGAUAUGAGAAGCUGGCUCGGUGGCGCACUCGAUUAGGGUCUGCAGGGUUUGUGCCGAUUGAUCUUGGGUCAAAUGGGUUGAAGCAGGCAGGAUUGUUGUUGUCUCUAAUUGCUGGUAAUGAAGGGUAUACACUGGAGGAGGAUAAUGGAUGUCUGAUGUUGGGCUGUCAUACUGUCCCGCUAAUUGCUACCUCCGCUUGGCGGCCUGGCAACUGAUGUGUAGGGUGUGUUAUUGAGUAAAAUGACGCAGUUGACUCAUCUGCACUCUUAAUUCAUAUGAACUCCAGAUGUUAAGCAAUAAAACCUCGUGAUUCAUCUACUGUCCACGACGAUUCAGAUGCGUCAAGCACUUCUCUUUCAUCACUUUCUAGUACUGUACUGUUUGGUAAUAUAAGAAGUUUAGCGUUUCAAUCUAAA
Messenger RNA from Hevea brasiliensis (rubber tree), 1644 nucleotides. RefSeq names its product DELLA protein GAIP. Gene Ontology annotation, molecular function: DNA-binding transcription factor activity; sequence-specific DNA binding. The coding region runs from base 118 to 1443 and encodes 441 amino acids. The transcript has a single exon. Gene Ontology annotation, cellular component: nucleus. The record is from RefSeq and is a predicted model, not a curated record. Lineage: Eukaryota; Viridiplantae; Streptophyta; Magnoliopsida; Malpighiales; Euphorbiaceae. Gene Ontology annotation, biological process: hyperosmotic salinity response; jasmonic acid mediated signaling pathway; negative regulation of seed germination.